AUGGCACCUCACAGCUUACCUCCCAGUUCAAGUCCACCGUUGACAUCCUUCAAUGGCAACCACCGUCAAGAGCACCAUACAUUUACCACGCCAGAUGACGGAAUCUUCCAGACCCAGUAUCUCAUUGUAGGAUGCGGACCAGCAGGAGCCAGUCUUGCGUGCUUUCUCUCAUCUCACGGGCUCUCUGGGAUGAUGGUUGGUGCAGCGCCAGGUACAGCCAACACGCCUCGGGCUCAUAUCACCAAUAUGGCCGCUCUGGAGUGUCUCCGCGAUAUAGGCCUAGAUCGAGACGUCGAGCAGGUUUCUUCCAAGGGUCACUGCAUGGUGCACACUAGGUGGUGCCACAGCAUGGCUGGGGAGGAGUAUGCCCGUCUUUAUUCUUGGGGAAACGAUCCCAGACGCAAGGGUGACUACGAAAUGGCAAGCCCAUGCCAGCCAGCUGAUAUCCCUCAAACCCUCCUCGAGCCAAUCCUCAUCCGUCACGCCACGCACAACAAAUUCCAAGUCAGAUUCGAUACAGUUCUUACAUCAUUCACCAAGGACGAAAAGACCGGGCGUAUAAUAGCAACUCUGAAAGACAAGUUCUCCAACCUCGAAUACAAGAUCAACACCAAAUACCUCUUCGGAGCAGACGGCGCGCAGAGCCAGGUAGUCAAGCAGCUUGACCUGCCUCUACAGCGCAAGCCGGGCCAAGGUCUCGCGAUAAAUGUUCUUGUCAAAGCAGAUCUGUCUCAUUUGGUGAAGCAUCGCAAGGGAAAUCUUCACUGGGUUAUGCAGCCUGACAAGGAACAUCCCGAGUUUGGUUGGAUGGGUAUUGUCAGGAUGGUAAAGCCUUGGGAUGAGUGGAUGUUCAUUUUGUUUCCGAACCGAGAUUGUGAUCCUAACAUACAAGCGACCAACGAAGAGUACCUGGAGAGGGUACGAGACUUCAUCGGAGAUGAUACACCAGCUGAGAUCCUGAAUGUCUCCAAGUGGUUCAUCAACGAGAUUGUUGCAGAGCGGUACUCUGACGGUAGCAACAUCCAUUGCUUGGGUGACGCAGUCCAUAGACACCCGCCCAUGAACGGUCUCGGCUCCAACACAUGCAUACAAGACGCCUUCAACCUCGCAUGGAAGGUCGCAUACGUUGAGAAAGGCAUCGCAUCACCUGCGCUUCUGGAUACAUACAACACUGAACGCCAACCCGUCGGCAAGUCCAUUAUCACACGCGCCAAUGAUGCAUUCCGCGAUCACUUCCACGUAUGGGAUGCCAUGGGAGCGCUUCCCGAAAAAGUGGAGGACCGCAGGAAGAUCGUUGACGAGCUCGCAUCAGCGUCGUUACAAGGUGAAGAGCGUCGAAGGCGUUUCCGGGAUGUCAUCACCCAGACUUCUCAUGAGUUCCACGGACUAGGAAUUGAGAUGGGACAGCGCUACAAUGGACCUGGUAUAUAUGACGCUGAUGAGCCGGCGCCGUACUCCCCUUCAGGCAAGGCAGCCGAUGACCCUAUCUUGCACUAUGACGCCAGCACGUAUCCUGGCUGCAGACUACCCCACGUCUGGUUGAAUACAUCCGUGCCCUCGGAGCCGGUAUCCACCAUUGAUCUUGCAGGCCAUGGUAAGUUCGUCCUCUUUACGGGCAUCGGAGGUGAAGGUUGGCAGAAAGCAGCAAAAGAAGUGAGCGAGAAGUUGGGUGUUCCUCUGGAUGUACAUGUUAUUGGCUACCGUCAGCAGUGGGAGGACUUUUACUUCGAUUGGCAGCGGGUGCGCGGUGUUGAGGACUCUGGCGCUGUUCUUGUUCGUCCUGAUCGGUUUGUGGCCUGGAGAUAUCCUCGUGUUCUACCCGAUGCGGAAGGGUGCUCCGAAAAGUUGGCCUCCGUGAUGAAGUCGGUCCUUGGCUUCAAGGACUAG
Molecule: messenger RNA, 1887 nt
Organism: Fusarium tjaetaba
Lineage: Eukaryota; Fungi; Ascomycota; Sordariomycetes; Hypocreales; Nectriaceae
Product: phenol 2-monooxygenase
Exons: 5
Coding region: 1-1887 (628 amino acids)
Molecular function (GO): FAD binding
Source: RefSeq, a predicted model, not a curated record